UAUAACAUCGUAAUUCUAAAGAUUCUCGCCUCCGACGCUUUGGAGACGCUUUGAACAUUUCGAGAAUUCGAUAUCGAAAAGGAAAGGGAUUCAGAGAAAACUGAAAAGGCGCGAGGCGUGAGAGGAGCGCACGGAAAAAUUGGGUCGAUGCGCGGAAGAUGGCGGCCGUUGCGUGAUGCGCGUAAGAAGACUCGUACCGUACCUCGUACUUGGGUUUUGUGAAAAACAUGAAAGAACGAUAAAGUAAGGUGCGUAAAUACACGCGAGACGCGACUCGUCGUAAAAAGAAUUGCGCGCUCAGUUACUCGCGUCAAAUCUCGUUUCGAUCGCGGCAGUGUUGACGAACUUUGUUUACGAUAAGCGGCAACGAGAGAAGAAGCUGUCUCUUAUGGUUUUCGGCUGUCGUCGAUCGUCGCCGUCGCCGUCGCCGUCGCGUUUCUAGACCGCCUCGCGGUCCGCAGAAAUCGCACUCGCGACUCGCGACUCGCGACUCCAACUCGAUCACAGAUCAGACAUCACGUCUAUCUAUUCAUUGUCAGUCUACUGCAGUGGAGCGGUGGGAAAGAAAAAUAGGAGCACAAACCUGCAACGGACGCAUUCGACACUGGAGAUUAAGUGUUGCCGGACUUGGGCCCGGUGAGAAGAACAGUAGAGAUGCUGAAGCAAUUGCAGAUGGGGAUGAGAGCUUUUCUCUUAAUGGCCUCCCGUGUGUGGACCUGCAUCUGCUUUCUACUCAAGAAGCAGGUUAGAGCCAUCUCACAGAUGCAACCAGUCAAAUAUGAGAUCUUCCCGCUUUCACCUUUAUCUAGGCACAGACUUAGUAUAGUUAAAAGAAAAGUAUUAGUACUGGAUUUAGACGAAACUUUAAUUCACUCUCAUCACGAUGGAGUAGCAAGGCCAACUGUCAGGCCUGGUACACCUCCAGAUUUUGUUCUUAAAGUGACGAUAGACAGACAUCCUGUUAGAUUUUUUGUCCAUAAAAGACCACACGUAGAUUUUUUCUUGGAUAUUGUUAGUCAGUGGUACGAACUAGUAGUUUUUACUGCAUCCAUGGAAAUAUAUGGGGCAGCAGUUGCAGAUAAAUUAGAUAAUAACAGAGGUAUUUUAAGACGCAGAUAUUAUAGACAACAUUGUACGCCAGAAAUGGGUUCCUACACCAAGGAUUUAUCAGCAAUCUGUUCAGAUCUCUCUUCAGUCUUUAUUCUUGAUAACAGCCCAGGAGCUUAUAGAGCUUACCCACACAAUGCGAUACCCAUAAAAUCAUGGUUCAGCGAUGCGGGAGACACUGCUUUGUUAAGCUUACUUCCAGUUUUGGACGCUCUUCGCUUCACACAAGAUGUACGAUCCGUUCUUUCAAGGAAUUUACACUUACAUCAUACUUGGUAGCAUAGCCGAGAUUGAACAAUAUACUAGAUAUUCUAGAGUUGGAACUAUUAGCAGUUUCAGUUAGCCUAGGAUUAUUAUUGUUAUUAAUUAAUAGCAACACUAGGUCGCUGCCUGUAUAAUGAAAGAGCCCUUCCUUUCUUCAGUCUUUCUUUUUCUAUACUCGAACGGACAGCGGCGAGUAAAUACCGAAGGGAUGGUAUUCAGCCAAUGUAUAAUUAUAUAAGCACAAAGCAUCCUAGGAUAAUUCUUGUACAGUCUAUGUGUGCAGAAUCAUAAAGCAAUUUUUUUUUACUUUUUCUGUAAGCCUUUGCCAAAGAUCAAGAUAUGAAAAUAAGAUAGAACCGCACUAACCAGCAGGAUUUUUUAUUUUAAGUAUAUUUAAAACUUUUAUUUAUAUAUUUCG
Messenger RNA from Atta colombica, 1789 nucleotides. RefSeq names its product CTD nuclear envelope phosphatase 1 homolog (gene Dd). The record is from RefSeq and is a predicted model, not a curated record. NCBI's taxonomy places the organism in Eukaryota, Metazoa, Arthropoda, Insecta, Hymenoptera, Formicidae. The coding region runs from base 655 to 1386 and encodes 243 amino acids. The transcript is spliced from 5 exons. Gene Ontology annotation, molecular function: protein serine/threonine phosphatase activity.